Messenger RNA from Paramisgurnus dabryanus, 1832 nucleotides. It is a transcript of the gene h3f3c, whose product is annotated as H3 histone, family 3C. Gene Ontology annotation, cellular component: nucleosome. The record is from RefSeq and is a predicted model, not a curated record. Lineage: Eukaryota; Metazoa; Chordata; Actinopteri; Cypriniformes; Cobitidae. Gene Ontology annotation, molecular function: DNA binding; protein heterodimerization activity; structural constituent of chromatin.
UGAGAUGCAUUCUGGGAGAAAAUGAUUGACGUCGCGGCCAUUUUGGCUCUGGCCGCCCCGCUCCCAUUGUGUGAGAGAUAGUAAAUACUGACACUGCCAGACAAGCCGAGCACAUAUUUCUCUGCGCGAAUUAAAACACAUUUACCUGAGGUGAAAUUGAAUAGCAAUGGCCCGUACCAAGCAGACUGCACGUAAGUCCACUGGAGGUAAAGCUCCCCGUAAGCAGCUGGCAACCAAAGCUGCCCGCAAGAGCGCACCCUCAACUGGAGGUGUCAAGAAACCUCAUCGCUACAGGCCUGGUACCGUGGCCUUGCGUGAGAUUCGUCGGUAUCAGAAGUCCACUGAGCUGCUGAUUCGUAAGUUGCCCUUCCAGCGUCUGGUUCGAGAGAUUGCCCAGGACUUCAAAACCGACCUGCGUUUCCAGAGCGCCGCCAUCGGUGCCCUUCAGGAGGCCAGUGAGGCAUACCUGGUCGGUCUGUUUGAAGACACUAACCUGUGUGCCAUCCAUGCCAAGCGUGUCACCAUCAUGCCCAAAGACAUCCAGCUGGCACGCCGCAUUCGUGGGGAGCGUGCUUAAACUCUCCCUUUCUUUCUAUUGCCCUCUUUAUUUCUUUCCGUCUCUCCACUUGUUCUCCUCCUGCUUUCUUGGUAGAGUUUAGAGUAUCAGUGAUGGAGAGUAACUGUGUCUCAGUCUGCUAGUGCUGUCUAAAUGACGCGUAGGGUACCUAUAUGUGCAUGUAACAGGUGCUGCUGAUCACAAACACACACAAGCACGCACGCACACACACACGCAUAUAUACACACAUCCAGCAACACACACACAUACUCUCACAGAUUCACAUUGGGAGUGUAAACGAGGUCCACCCAUGCCUGGCUUGGGGCAGCACAUUCAGCAUAUGUGUAAUGAGGAGGAGUCUUGAACCUGCACACUCACACAUACUCCAUUGUCAAGAUAGAAGAACAGGGUGGUAUCUGGGGUCAGUCUGCUUAAGGGGAGCGGAAACUUCCACAGCAGGGUGCUACUAAAACUGCCUCGGUCCACCUUUAAAGAAAUCCAUCUAAACCCCAUCUCGUAUACCUUGACCUGCCCCUUCCCAUUCUGCCUCUGUUUGACCCAUCUUGUAUGUACCUCCUGUUUAACAUCCAUCUGGUCCUACAUAGUGGAGGUGGGUGUGGGGUUGGACUCGUUCUUUGUGUGAGUGUCUGUGAGUGAUGUGAUCAGCAAAGCAGAAUCGUAUUCAACUGCAAACCAGCAUCUAUUGGUUAAAAGUUGUUACUUGUAAUAUUGAUGAUUACUAUUAUUGUUGAAAUGGUGUCAUUUUUUUUACAGUGCAUAUAUAAAUUGUUCUUACCACUGUUUGAAAAAAAAGAAUAAUCUGCUGAAAAUUUGUGUUUUUUUAAUUUCCCUUUUUCAUAUUGUAGUGAAAGCCGAUCCUGCUCCUCCUGUUAUAACUUCAGGCAGCCACAGGGGGGUGCUCUAAACCAGCCUCUUAUUCAACCUCACUGUUCAGCUAACAUCUUGCUCUCCUUUUCCUUCUGUCUUUUUUCUCUCUUAUUCCGUCUUUCAUUUUUACUAUUUCGAUUAAAAUUUUGUCAAUUUAAAGAUCGGCAUUAGAGUCACAAAGUGUAGCAACGAUACUUUAUGUUUAGUUACUCUAGUACUGAGUCUUUUGACUUUCUUUGGGUAGAAUUUUGCUCCUUCCCUCUCAUCAUGAUACACAAUGUAACCUCAUGUUUGUGCUUUCUUUUCUUAUUCAGAAAUUUAAAUAAGCUGAUCUUUGUAUUUUCCAAAUUUCUCAUAUUCUGGUGGUAAUAAAUAGAUGUUACACAAA